GCAUUACAUUCCGGGACCACUCGGCCGGCGCGCGCGCACGCUUGCAAUCAAACUAUUUAGCUCAUCGAUUAAAAUGGAUCUAAAAAAAUUAUGAAAUAUUUUGUGAUUAUUAAUAUAUUUUUUAUAAUCUACAUUGAGAACUUUCUUGCUAAAUAUGUAAAGUGAUUAGUGAAUUAGCGCAGUGUUUAGUGAUAGUGUUCAAGUAGAGGUACCAGGAACGGUGAUUUGAAAGGAGAUAUUGGUUAUGGAAGGACAUUAAAAUAGGACAAUUGUGAAAGUGAAGUUAUAGAGCGAUUUGUGUUCUUUGGAUUUAUAUUAAGACAAUGCUGAGGUUCCAGGAGAUCGCGUUCCAGGCGGAGAUGGAUCGCCACGACGACCCUGAUUCUGAGGAGACGGCGUUGGACCUUUGUAAUGAAGACCCUGCUACCAGGAGCAGACAUAUUGAGGAACUCAGGAACAUGAUAUUUGAAAGAGGAGAAUGCAACCCGCCCAGGACUGACGACGCUUUCCUGCUCCGCUUCCUGAGGGCGAGGCGCUCCGUGCCGGCCAGGGCGCACAGACUGUUAGUAAGGUACUGCAACUUCCGUGAACAGAACCCUCACCUGUGGCGGGAUGUGGACUGGUUCGGGCUGAGGAGACUGGGCGAUGUGUUCGAAGGUGUCCUCUAUGACAGACCUGAUGUCGGGAGACUCAUCAUUUGUAGAUUAGGCCAAUGGGACCCAGACCUGUAUCCAGUGGACGAGCUCAUUCGCGGUUGCCUGCUGCUCCUGGAGAUCGGCAUCAUGCAGCCCAAGCUGCAGGUGCUGGGCGGCACCGCACUGAUCGACUGCCAGGGUCUCACCAUGAGACACAUCCGGCAUAUCACGCCUUCCUCAGCUCUGCACGCCAUGAACGUUAUGGGCUACGGAUUCCCGCUGCACCAACGCGGGAUCCACGUGAUCAACUGCUCCAGGAUCUUCGAGACUGUGUUCCACUUCUUCAAGAGGCUGGCUCCAUCAGAAGACUUGUGGAAGAGAGUCUUCUUCCACGGUUAUGAUCUCAGCUCUCUACAUAGGUACAUAUCUCCCGACUGCCUUCCAAAGCGGUACGGUGGUUACCGCAAUGAGGUCACCCUGGAGCUGUGGUUGACCAAGAUUAAACAAUACAAGAAUAAGAGCUUCGAUAGUGAUAUGAGGACUUUAGGCUACUAUGUUGAUUAGUGUAUUUUUAUUUAGUUUAGAUUUAUGAACGUAUUAGGAGUUAAUGAAGUCGAGAAAUUCUUCACAAUCGGGUGUGAGGGUGAUGUUAUUUAUGGUUCAGAAGCUCUAAACCAGCUUAAACAGAAGUACAUAUAUAUGCUUCUUCUUUUCGAGUGGAAAUAGCAAACAAAUUAUAUAAAUUUAGAUCAGUAGGUACGUAGGCACAAUUGCUGUGCCUGUGCCUUUUCAUUGGCCUCAUUCAGGUCCUCUAUGGAGCAGAUAAAGGACAGUCUGGGCAAAACAGCAAAUAAAUAUAUUAUAUGUAUUUACGUACUUACUUUAUAUAAUGUAUUAGCUGUAUUAAUUGUACAUAAUGAAGAACUUAGAAAAAGUCUUCACCAAUGAUUAGGAGAACAGAAACACUAACCGCUCUAGUCAGAUCUUGCUUGACUAUGGCAAUACUCGUAUGACAUGGUCUAUGAUAUAUAACACGAAAAUAAACGUGCCUGAAAUACAACAUCAUCUUUACGUAUAAAUGACAAUAAUAAUAAAUAAGUAUAUAGGGAUAAAUCACACAGAUUGAAUUAGCCCUAAAGUAAGUUAUCGGAUACUAAAUCAAAGAUACUAUAUUCUAUAUCAUAUACACAUAUAGAUAAACAUCCAAGACUCAGGUCAAUUUUGAAAAAGAUUGUUUUCAAUCUUGACCCGACCCGGGAUCCCGUCAUCUAUAUACAUAAGGUAGUCCUUAAUAAAGAAGUUUGAGAAUGAUAUUUUUUGAUAACGAAAAAAAUAUAUUUUAUUCUAUGAUAAGAAAACAUUUUGUAAUGUUAAUUUUACUUUGUAACUGCCUUACUAAUCUAAAUUGUAAAGAUGGAAAUUCCAUGUGAUAUUUAAUGUGUAAGUAGUAUAUGUUGAUAAAAUUUACUAUAACCUGUUGAUAGGUUUGUUGUCAAAAUAUUUAAAAUUUGUGGACGUAUUUUUGUAACAAUUUAUCUGCAGUGCUUAUGCAUAAUAACAUUUGACUAACGCAUUGUGUUGUGAUCAUGGGUUUAGUAAGUACUUCGUCGGAGUACCUACUAAUUCCUGUGAUGUGAUAAGUAUAAAAACGUACUUUUUGAUAUGAAUCAACUAAUUUUAAAAAGUUUAGAAGAAAAGAUAUUUCUCCACUGAUACCUAAAUACUUUGUUAAAGUUAUAUUUUUGUACAUUCCAUAAUUCUAUUUAUUUCACUAUGAUAGAGAAUAAUAUUAGAGACAUACAAAUUAAAGCCGAAUUUCUUUUAUAAAAUACCUACAAUAAUGCCUUUCUACAAAGUAUUAGAUUUAAUAUUAACUGUAUCUUGAGAAAAUGUUCUAUAAUAGACUACGCUGACUUUA
Messenger RNA from Plodia interpunctella (Indianmeal moth), 2553 nucleotides. RefSeq names its product clavesin-1-like. NCBI's taxonomy places the organism in Eukaryota, Metazoa, Arthropoda, Insecta, Lepidoptera, Pyralidae. Gene Ontology annotation, cellular component: membrane. Gene Ontology annotation, molecular function: phosphatidylinositol bisphosphate binding. The record is from RefSeq and is a predicted model, not a curated record. Bases 324 to 1199 code for a protein of 291 amino acids. The transcript has 7 exons.